AUGUCGCAGGCCGAGGUUCCCCGUGCCGAGUCCAUCGAUGACCAGGAGCGUGCUCACGCCGCUGAUGGCGACAAGAAGCCCAAGUCCCGAAGACCCGCUAAUACCGCUUUCCGACAACAGCGAUUAAAAGCAUGGCAACCGAUCUUGACCCCCAAAAGUGUGCUUCCUUUGUUCUUUAUCGUCGGCGUUCUUUUCGCUCCCAUCGGUGGUGUCCUUAUCUGGGCGAGCUCUCAGGUCCAAGAGCUUGUUAUCGACUACACGGACUGCAAAGCCAGUGCACCGGAGAACACCAUGGCAGAUAUCAGAGACCGCGUGUCCGCCACUUUUAAAGCUUCGACAGCAGAUAGCAAAUACUACUGGAAACAAUCUAAUGGCACCGACAAUAGCACAGUGUGCUCCCUCUAUUUCAACAUCCCCGAGUCGAUGGGCCCUCCGGUCUUCCUGUACUACCGCCUCACGAAUUUCUACCAGAACCAUCGUCGCUACGUCCAGUCUUUGGACUUGGAUCAAUUGAAGGGCACUGCGGUUCCGAACAGCACAAUUUCGGGCAGCGUCUGUUCCCCCCUAGCGACCGACGAUGCUACCGGCAAAGCGUACUACCCUUGUGGCCUGAUUGCCAACUCCAUGUUCAAUGAUUCCAUCAGCAGUCCGGUGCUGCUGACAGGAAAGGACCCGGUCAAUUACACUAUGACAAAGACGGGGAUUGCAUGGGAUAGUGACAAGGCGCUGAUCAAGCAAACCCAGUAUAAGCCAUGGGAAGUGGUUCCCCCGCCAAACUGGAAGAGUUACAAUGGUUCUUACGAGAAGACCGGCAUUCCUAAUCUUCAUGAAAAUGAAGAUUUCAUGGUUUGGAUGCGGACAGCGGGGUUGCCGUCCUUCAGUAAACUCUCCCGCAGAAAUGAUGACACCGCUAUGGGGCGAGGAGACUAUCGUCUGGAUAUUGUCGAUGAAUUUCCCGUCACCGAAUACGAUGGAACUAAGUCGAUCUUGCUCUCUACUCGUACGGUCAUCGGCGGUAAGAAUCCCUUCAUGGGAAUUGCUUACGUGGUUGUGGGCGGAGUUUGUGUGCUCUUGGGCGCCUUAUUCACGGUGGCCUACUUGAUCCGACCUAGAAAACUGGGUGACCACACCUAUCUUACGUGGGACGCUACCAACCAGCCAACCACUGCUGUGGCCUCGGGGCGGGAUGACAGAAUGCGCCCAAGUGCGCCUUGA
Molecule: messenger RNA, 1215 nt
Organism: Penicillium subrubescens
Lineage: Eukaryota; Fungi; Ascomycota; Eurotiomycetes; Eurotiales; Aspergillaceae
Product: CDC50/LEM3 family protein
Exons: 6
Coding region: 1-1215 (404 amino acids)
Cellular component (GO): Golgi apparatus; plasma membrane; endoplasmic reticulum
Source: RefSeq, a predicted model, not a curated record